AAUAUAUACCAACAAAUGCCUUCUUGACAUUGACAAUGCAGUUUUUCAGUUAGGGAGGGAAAGCCACAGUGCACACACAGUAUACACAGAGUCAAAUUAAUUUGCAUCAUAACCAGCUAUGAUGGAAAUAUUGCCAUUCAAACCAGUUACAGCCAGGACUGAAUGUAUUGGGUUCAGAAAUUACUGAAAGGAUGAGCUAAUGACACAAGUGGUAAGCAGAAGGUGAAAACAAGGGUCUUGUGAUGGCGUCAAGUUUGAUAUCUGGAUGUCAUAUAAUGAGCGAUCUCCUGACCAUCCGUGAGAAAGGUGUGCUCUUCACUCUUCUCGGAUCUCAAUGUAAGCUGAUCAAAACUACAGUAGCACAGGUACUAGUGGCCAAAGAGACUGAGGGUGAGAGUCCAGGCUGGAGUCGUUUGGGUUGUGGUGCGGUGUGUCUCAUUGAGGAUGAGUCCCCUCACACCCACGUCCUGCGUCUGUACUGUGUCAAGCGUGCCAUGUUACUGUGGGAGCAGGAGCUGUACAUUCCAUUCAAGUACACUGCAACUCGCACAUUCUUCCACACGUUUCCUGCAGAUGGCCACCAGAUAGGCCUCAACUUUGCAAAUGAGACCGAGGCAGAAGAAUUUCAUCUGGCCGUGGAAGCUGUCCAAAGAAACCAAGAAAAAAUUACCUGGAUGAGUGAAAUAACAUGUGCUGAAAAGAGAAACCAGUCAACAAGUGAUCCAUCUGAUUCAGGAUAUAAGCCUCUUGACCCUUUUGACAAGAAGCAACAUUUUGUCAUGGACGCACCAGCCACAACAACCAGCAGUUUAGAUCCAGACUCCACUAUGAGAAGGCUGUUGAUGCAGUCAAGACUCAGUAUGGAAGACCUAAAAGACAAAGAAAUUGGUGAAGCUGUCGAUUGCAUCAUCAACCAAUUUGGAGGACUUAAGGCUGUGCAGGGAGAGCUGAAAAAAAUAGGCCCAGUAUCUCAGACAUUGCCAAGAGCUACAGGGGUGUCCAUCUCCCUUGCUUUGAAAAAAGGGCCUUUGCCACCGGUUCCCUCCAUCAAAGGCCGCAUCACCUCCCAGCGUACACAACAGUGCACAGACACACUAUGCCAGAGUCAGAUCCCACCUUGGAUUCCUCCUCCUCCAUCAGCUCCUGCUCCAGUUCUCUCAGAGAGGGUCAAAAAGAGUGCAAGUUUCACAUAUGUGGGCUCCUCAACAAGCGCAGAAAGUGGUGACCUCAUUCUCACUGCAUUGAGAGAAGUAUUCAAACAAAAGCAGCUGCUCCACCAAAGGAAAAACAUGGAUGGAAGUUAUAUAGACCCAGACAGUGAUGAGCACUUUUAAAGAAACUUUGGAAGAAACUA
Etheostoma cragini (Arkansas darter) is the source of this 1354-nucleotide messenger RNA. RefSeq names its product neural Wiskott-Aldrich syndrome protein. The transcript is spliced from 9 exons. The coding region runs from base 243 to 1334 and encodes 363 amino acids. The record is from RefSeq and is a predicted model, not a curated record. NCBI's taxonomy places the organism in Eukaryota, Metazoa, Chordata, Actinopteri, Perciformes, Percidae.